This is a messenger RNA of Hippocampus comes (tiger tail seahorse), 4738 nucleotides long. RefSeq names its product calcium/calmodulin-dependent protein kinase kinase 1, alpha a (gene camkk1a). Bases 676 to 2253 code for a protein of 525 amino acids. The transcript is spliced from 17 exons. The record is from RefSeq and is a predicted model, not a curated record. Lineage: Eukaryota; Metazoa; Chordata; Actinopteri; Syngnathiformes; Syngnathidae. Gene Ontology annotation, molecular function: protein serine/threonine kinase activity; ATP binding. Gene Ontology annotation, biological process: protein phosphorylation; CAMKK-AMPK signaling cascade.
AUCAAACAAUAUAAAAUGGGGAUUUGAGAAUAUCUAGGUCCGUGCGAUUUUGCAUGAAUACAGAGGGCAAUGCACUGUGCAGUAUAGUCCAAGAUUAUUCUAUCGCUGUGUUGUAAAUAUAACAAUGGCGCAUUCUCGUGACGCUGCAGGGAACCGGGCGGAUUAUAGGACCCGUGUAAUUCAAGUCAAGGCGAAUAACUGAAGUUAUGGUUUCCCGUGUGCAGCAGCCAGCGUGAGACAAAAGCGGCGAGUGCUUUCGCGCGUGUGGAUCGCCGCUGCAGCGUGCAGGAGCAGCCGAUUCGCUUUCUUUAAUCUCCAGCGAGGAUCCGAACACAUUACGAGGAGAGGAGAGAGGGUUCGGCGUGGGCGCACCGUGGCACUGUUAUUUCCGGAAGAAAAGAGAGGGGCGUCAAAACAACAUGGGACACAUCUCGGGUCAGCAGCUGGUGGUUCUCGCUCGCAUCUAACCGGGCAGGACAGUUGCACCGACGCGUUGUUUUGGCUUGUGCGCGCCGAGACACGCGGGGACGGACACGUCCGACCGGGACAUCCCUCACCCCCCCCCCCCACCCCUUGGGUCUGUGACAACGCAAGAAGAGGUUCGACGCUCAUUUGGGUUUCCAGCUCUUGUAAGACAGAGAACACUGUGAACACCAGCUGGUCCAGUUCCCGUUGAUGCUGGUGGAGGCUCAAUAUUCCGCUUCCCGCCAACUCCGCCUGCGCCAAGUCCACCUCCCUCCCCCUGCCAUGGCGAUGAGCAGCGAGCCUGGCAUCGAAAGGUUGGGGUCCAGUUCUGAAAAACAGAGCAGCAGUCUCACAGACAUCCUGGCCGCCAUGUCCACAGAAGAUCUGGAUGGUUCAGUGAGAAAUGGACGUGCUCAGCUGGACAGGGAUCAGCCCAGAAGGACUCAACCGUCACGUCCUCAGUUGACCGGAAGGAAGUUCUCUCUGCAGGAGAGAGGCACUUACCUCUCCUGCAAAGGGGGCUACACACACAUCUCUCCUCGGGUGGCUCGAAGGCCCACGGUGGAGUCGAAACGUGUGUCCAUAUCAGACUCACAGGAUUGUAUCCAGUUGAACCAGUAUAAGUUGAAGAGUGAAAUUGGAAAGGGUUCCUAUGGUGUGGUCAAACUUGCAUACAAUGAGGACGAUGACAAACAUUAUGCCAUGAAAGUGGUGUCCAAGAAGAAGUUAAUGAAGCAGUGUGGUUUUCCACGUCGUCCACCUCCAAGAGGACCAAAGGCAGUCCAAGGAGAGCAGCCCAAAUUCUUGGGACCAUUGGAAAGAGUCUACCAAGAGAUCGCCAUCCUCAAAAAGCUCGAUCAUGUCAACAUUGUGAAACUAGUGGAGGUGCUGGAUGAUCCUUCCGAGGAUAACCUUCACAUGGUAUUCGAGCUGAUGCGCAAAGGGCCCGUGUUGGAAGUACCCACCGACAAUCCGUUGUCAGAGGAACAGGCAAGGUUAUACUUCCGAGAUGUCAUCCUUGGUAUUGAGUACUUGCACUACCAGAAAAUUGUACACCGGGACAUCAAGCCUUCUAAUUUGUUACUGGGUGAUGACGGCCAUGUUAAGAUUGCAGAUUUUGGAGUGAGCAACCAGUUUGAGGGCAAAGACGCUUUGCUGUCCAGCACAGCUGGUACUCCUGCGUUCAUGGCGCCAGAGACCUUGUCAGACAAGCGGAAGAGCUUCAGUGGAAAAGCACUGGAUGUUUGGGCCAUGGGAGUCACUCUCUUCUGUUUCAUCUUCGGAAAGUGCCCAUUUAUUGACGAGUACAUAUUGGCUUUGCACAAUAAGAUAAGGACCAAAGCUGUGGAUUUCCCCGAAAUACACAAACAUGUCGUUGCACCGCCAGCAUGCGCUAAAUGUCACCUGCAUGUGAUCAAAACAAGCAAAGAAAAGGUAGACCAAUGGGUGACUCAGGGUGGCACCGACCCCCUGCCUCUGGAGGAGGAGCACUGCUCUGUGGUGGAGGUGACGGAAGAGGACAUCAAGAACUCAGUCAAGUUUGUUCCCAGCCUCUCUGCUGUGAUCUUGGUCAAAGCCAUGUUGAGGAAACGCUCCUUCAGUAAUCCGUUUGAGUGUCCGAGUCGAAGGGAAGAGAGGUCGAUGUCGGCACCCAGCAGCUUGCUCAUGGACUCUUGGCCUUUCCGGCCAACUUUAAAAGUGCACCCAUCACUCAGAAAGAGCAGCACAGGUGAUGGACCCAGGGAAGGAGAGCUGGAGGAUCUGCAUGAAGAUGAGCCCUCGUCUUGAGUCUUAGACAUUGUUGUUAUUUUUCUUCAACCUCUCUUCCCCUUUCCUUUGCUUCAACCGUUUAUGUGCUUGCCACUUCAUGCGCUACGCAGAAAACAGGCAUGGAAGUCCAGUGUUUUUUUUUUUUUUCUUACUCCGUGCUUGUGUUUGAACUUCCUGUUGACCUCGGAGUGACAUUACUUCUCUCCGCCCCCCCCCUUUUUUUUUUUUUUACUCUGCUUUUAAUCAUUUUCUCUUUUCAUGUCGGCCUGUUGUGGAGAAGGAAAAGUCAAAGACUGGACCUUGGCUUCCUAGUUGGACACUAUGUGGAGUGUGUAUUCCCUUCGAAUGACUUGCUGCAGAAUUUUUAAUUUCUGACCAAUUAUGGCUUAUUUAAUUAUUGUACAUAGAUGUUUGAAGGUCUUAUCGGGGUCAUUCCCACAAUCCUUAUAUCAUAUUGUUUACUCAUUCCUAUGUUGCCUUCGCUGCCCUUGAAGCCUGUGAAAUUUCUUCCCAAAGUAACGACAACCACACUUUUGACAGUGAUCACAAAAAAAGCGGCCCUUCACUUGAACAGUAUUUGCUCUUGAACAGACCGACGGGGACAUUUUAUGACAAGAGUCUGAUAAAUAUUCCUGGAACCAUCUCCAGAUUUCGUAAUAGGGCAAUGACAAGAGUUUAGCACGAUUUGGCCGUCAUACACCCCCAUCACUGAUUUGAAAUGAAACAAUCAAAUUGUGUUUGAAGUGGAGUCCUGUAGAAAAAUAUUCCAUUUGCCAUUUUGGAAUUAUAGGCUGUCUGUGCUGAGCCUCUCAGUUUGCAUUUUAAUGCUGGAAUGAAAAUAAUUUGCAGCCACCGAGUUGAGUGCUUGAGUUCAAGAGCCCAUAGAUCAUCACCAAAUGCCGAUUGUCCUCCCUUGAGAUAUUUUACCAGGUCUUCACUUAAUGCUUGUUUAUGGGUCUUUUUGUUUUUAGUAAGUGACUUGAAUUUGUUUUCCAAAUGUCUGGAGUUCAGUCAUUUUUGGGUCAUUAUCAGUCAUCUCGCUAAAAUGUUAUCAAUUUUGUAGCAUUUGUCUCCAUGUUAGAACAGAAUCAAGCCAGAUUGGUGUCCCCCCCCCCCCCCCCCCAAUUCCAGGGCACCCUUUUUUAUCUUUUUGGCCUAACUUGUGCGUAACAUAAGAGCAUUGCUGUGGUGCCAUUUUAUGGCAUCCUUGUGCAAACGAACAAUGUUGAAGUCAGUUGAGGAGCUUCAUGCAGUGCUCUGCUGAUAUCUUGGUACCAAGAAACUAUGUUUAAGUAAGUUAAGGAGCUUCAGGUGGUGCCUUGCCACCUUUUGAGACACUUGAUAGGUAAUUCUAAACCAUUUUAAGUUGGUUUCCAUGACCGGAAGUUCACUUUUUUUCAUCCGUCAUCCAUAAACACGAAUGACCUGGUUCCAUUUGUAGCCCUAACCUGUGUCCACCAUGUGUAACACAAUGAUGUGGGAUGCUUUGGAUCAUGACUCUCCAUCUCCAUUUUUGUUUCCUCUUCCAAUCCUUCUGAUACAAGUUGACCUCGGUUUCAUUUUUGCAAAGCAUCAGAUGGUACUUAGUUGUAUUCUAUUUGCAUUCAUGAAGGUGUCUCUUGAUUGUAGAAUGUGAUGAUAGAGUGACCUUAUCCACUUCACUUGUCUCCUGUUUGCAUCCUGGUCUUUUAUUGUUGAGCUCACCAGUGUUUAAUUUUAAAGAAUGUAGCUCACCUUUAUUUGUUUGUUUUUGCAGCAUAAUGAUGGUAUCCUCACUUGAACGUUUUAGCCCCUGGAAAUUCAAUUACUCUCCACAAAAUGGCUGUUAGUCCUAAAUUAAAUUCUUUAUUUUUGUGUUUUAUUUCAAAUCAACUUUGGCGGCGUCGAAAGACAAAAUCACUCAACUCUAGCUGAAUCAUCACAUUCAAAACACAUUAUAGUGUCAAUGUCCUGUUGACGUUCAGGGAGAUCUUUUUUUUUUUUUUCCAUACUGGAUUCUGAUAUUGACGGUUGUUUUUUAUUUUUCCUCACUUGGGAUUAAACUGAAAUUAUUGACCGGGUUUUCAUUGGCCACCGCUUGCGAAAUAGAAAUCCGUUGAGCCGCACUGACAAGGUGCAUUUCAAUGUCACGAUUAGGCUUUGUCUGGCAAGAACAGCCACUCUGCAUCCACCACUCCGCUCUCCCCAGUGUGGCUGAUUAGAAAGGGGGAGCGCUGCACUUUUGCAUGCCCUCGAUCGGUUUCCUCCUCAGGGUCCUCCGGUGAAAGAUGACGAGGGGGAGUAUUGCUCCAACUAACAUUGGAGGGCGUUUUACAUCCCGUUUUAUCAAGUCUGCGUGCUUUGAAAGAGUUCAUGGAAUCACGAACGCUGCUGACGGCCUAACCGCUAUUGCAUCAAGGGAGAAUGUUUUUUUCCAAAGUGUUGACAAAAGAGCUGUUUCAUAUUUCUAUCUUAAUGUGCAAUUAUCAAAAAUGUGUCGGCAUCAAACAGCAAAAGUGCUCUA